Molecule: messenger RNA, 513 nt
Organism: Protomyces lactucae-debilis
Lineage: Eukaryota; Fungi; Ascomycota; Taphrinomycetes; Taphrinales; Protomycetaceae
Exons: 1
Coding region: 1-513 (170 amino acids)
Source: RefSeq, a predicted model, not a curated record
AUGCUCUCCCAAUCUCUUUUGACUGCCCUGGCUUUCAGCACCGUCAUCGUCGCCCAGCCUAUGGGAUCUGACACAAGGCCGCAGACGCUGAUCCAGUUCCCAUUGAAGCGCCAGGAGAUCCAAUGCAAUGGCGGGCCAGGUUCUAUUUAUGUCAAAGCAAAAGACAUGGCUGCUUCGUUCAAGGACGGCACUGAAGCCCACCCUGCGGAGGACGAGAAUAUACCUCAGAGUUGUCAGACUUACGGAAAAGGUGUGUUUGUGGUUUCAAACUCGACAGUUCCGUGCCAGUCUUCUCAACAACACGAUUUCCUCCGCAGUGAUCCUACUAGGCCUAAGCAUAUCUAUUGCCAAGUCAGUCUUUGGGGCUGGAAGAACACAGAUGGACCCAAAACGCUCGUCGGGGACAUCAAGAAGGACGGUGCAAUUUGCGCCAUUACGGCAACUGACGCACCACAUGCGUCGUUACAGGAUACAUCCUUCACACCAUGUGAGAAUGCCCCAGUUCAGAACUAG